CUCUUACCGCCAUCUUGGCUCCUGUGGAGGCCUGCUGGGAACGGGACUAACGGGACUUCUAAAAGGAACUAUGUCUGGAAGGCUGUGGUCCAAGGCCAUUUUUGCUGGCUAUAAGCGGGGUCUCCGGAACCAAAGGGAGCACACAGCUCUUCUUAAAAUUGAAGGUGUUUACGCCCGAGAUGAAACAGAAUUCUAUUUGGGCAAGAGAUGCGCUUAUGUAUAUAAAGCAAAGAACAAUACAGUCACUCCUGGCGGCAAACCAAACAAAACCAGAGUCAUCUGGGGAAAAGUAACUCGGGCCCAUGGAAACAGUGGCAUGGUUCGUGCCAAAUUCCGAAGCAAUCUUCCUGCUAAGGCCAUUGGACACAGAAUCCGAGUGAUGCUGUACCCCUCAAGGAUUUAAACUAACGAAAAAUCAAUAAAUAAACGUGGAUUUGU
Molecule: messenger RNA, 438 nt
Organism: Pan troglodytes (chimpanzee)
Lineage: Eukaryota; Metazoa; Chordata; Mammalia; Primates; Hominidae
Product: ribosomal protein L35a like
Exons: 1
Coding region: 71-403 (110 amino acids)
Biological process (GO): translation
Cellular component (GO): ribosome
Molecular function (GO): structural constituent of ribosome
Source: RefSeq, marked validated